Felis catus (domestic cat) is the source of this 1289-nucleotide messenger RNA. Its product is annotated as olfactory receptor 2W1-like. The record is from RefSeq and is a predicted model, not a curated record. Gene Ontology annotation, cellular component: membrane. The transcript has a single exon. NCBI's taxonomy places the organism in Eukaryota, Metazoa, Chordata, Mammalia, Carnivora, Felidae. Gene Ontology annotation, molecular function: G protein-coupled receptor activity; olfactory receptor activity. Gene Ontology annotation, biological process: G protein-coupled receptor signaling pathway. The coding region runs from base 1 to 945 and encodes 314 amino acids.
AUGAACAAAAACAAUGGAAGUUCCAUGACAGACUUCAUCCUGCUGGGGUUUUCUGAUCGGCCCCAGUUAGAACACAUCAUCUCUGGGGUUGUCUUCAUCUUCUAUAUUGUGACUCUGGUAGGAAACACAACCAUCAUCCUUGUAUCUAACCUAGACAGCCAGCUCCAUACUCCUAUGUAUUUCUUCCUAUCCAAUUUGUCUUUUCUGAAUCUCUGUUAUGCAACUAGCAUUAUCCCACAGAUGCUGGUAAAUCUAUGGGGUCCAACAAAGUCUAUUACCUACGGAGGGUGUGUGCUCCAAUUCUUCUUUGCCCUUGACUUGGGAGCCACAGAAUGUCUUCUCUUGGCUGUGAUGGCCUAUGAUCGCUACGCUGCUGUCUGUCAACCUCUUCACUACACAGUAAUAAUGCACCCUCAACUUUGCCAAAAGAUGGUGCUUGUCGCCUGGUUAGGUGGUCUUGGCAGUGCCUUAAUCGUUUGCUCCUUGACUUUGAAGUUGCCAAGAUGUGGGCACCGGGAGGUGAAUAAUUUUAUCUGUGAGAUGCCAGCAUUGCUCAAGAUGGCUUGUGUCUACUCAAAAGUAACUGAGGUCAUUGUCUAUGCUCUUGGAGUGAUAUUUCUUCUAGCACCUUUAUCAUUAAUUCUCAUCUCAUAUGCAAUUAUCACUCAAGCUGUCAUGAAGAUCAAGUCAACAGCAAGGUGGCGUAAGGUCCUUAAUACAUGUGGUUCCCACCUCACAGUAGUAACUCUGUUUUAUGGAACAAUCAUUUAUAUGUACAUGAAGCCACAGAAUAGCACAUCUGAAGAUGAGGGGAAGUUCCUCACUCUCUUUUACACAAUCGUCACACCCACCCUUAACCCUCUGAUCUACACUUUAAGAAACAAGGAUGUGAAGAGUGCAGUAAAAAGAAUACUGUAUGUGAGAAAAUGGUCAGCAAAGUCAUGAGUUAGAUGGAAGAGAGGUAAGGAAAUAACAUUGACCUUUACCAACAGAAGAUGAAUGAUUCACUUUCACAAACAGCAUUUAUGGGAUAUUUACCUUGUAUCAAGAAUUGUGCUAUAGACGGAUUUAUAAACAAUUAAAUCAGAAAUUAUAAGGAGAUAGAGAUGCAGACACAUAAGGAAACUUGAAUUCAUAUACUUAAAAGCCUUCAAGACUAAUCAGGAACUACAUACAAGUAAACCUAGAAUUGUGAAAAGUGGUUAAGUACAGAAAUAUAUGUACAAGGUAUUAAGAAAAUAUUUCACAUGGAAAUUUACUUUAAUAUAGGGUUACACUGGACAGUGAUU